AUGAUUUCUACUGUAGUGCAGUGUGUAUUGUUUUUAUUCGCCAUUUACUGUUACCAUGCGUGGCGCAAUCGACGCGCAUGGCAGUUGCUGAGCCAGCUACCUGGACCAAGGGACCUUCCUUUAAUCGGUUCCGCCUGCAUUGUGGCGAGUGCUAGAACCGGCUUCAUCUAUGCCGGACACGAAACAAGUGCAAUUACAAUUUCUAACACAUUGCUUCUUCUCGCUAUGCAUCCACACGUACAAGAGCGGGCUGUGGCUGAGAUACGGGAAAAUUGUGGUACUUUUGGUGAAGAUAUCAGUUAUGAGACGCUUCAGCAGCUCGUCUACCUAGAGAUGGUACUAAAAGAAUCUCUUCGGUUAUUCCCGAUCGCACCGAUCAUUGCUCGCCAAACAACUCAAGAAAUAGCUCUAGGAAAAUACAUUCUUCCCGUGGGUGUUGAUGUUUUCAUCAAUAUUUUCAGCAUUCAUCGCAAUUCCACAUACUGGGGAGAAGACGCCGAUCAAUUUCGGCCAGAACGGUUUGCUACAACUUACGAUCGAUCUGCGUAUUUGCCCUUUAGUGCGGGAAUGAGGAACUGUAUGGGUGGACAGUACGCGAUGAUUUCGAUGAAAAUAAUGCUAAUUAAGAUUCUUACAUCCUACCGACUGAAGACGGAUUUGAAGAUAAAUGAUUUGAGCAUGAAAUAUGUACUUACUAUGAAAAUUGGCAAUGGCUACAUGGUUCGAUUGACGCGUAGGUGA
Messenger RNA from Anopheles darlingi, 741 nucleotides. RefSeq names its product probable cytochrome P450 313a4. The coding region runs from base 1 to 741 and encodes 246 amino acids. Gene Ontology annotation, molecular function: monooxygenase activity; iron ion binding; heme binding. NCBI's taxonomy places the organism in Eukaryota, Metazoa, Arthropoda, Insecta, Diptera, Culicidae. The record is from RefSeq and is a predicted model, not a curated record. The transcript is spliced from 2 exons.